This is a messenger RNA of Miscanthus lutarioriparius, 537 nucleotides long. The record is from the annotation of a GenBank genome assembly. NCBI's taxonomy places the organism in Eukaryota, Viridiplantae, Streptophyta, Magnoliopsida, Poales, Poaceae.
AUGGCCGCCGCCGUGCUCCUCCUCCUACUGCCAAUCCUGGUAGCCACCACCGCACCUGCCGCGUCGGCGGCGUCCAGCAGCGGCGGCGAGAAGAGCACGCACAUCAAGCUGUACUGGCACGACGUGUUGAGCGGGCCGAGCCCGACAGCGGUGCCGGUGGCGAGCGCGGUGGUGACCAACACCUCCAAGACGGGCUUCGGCGCCGUGGUGGUGAUCGACGACCCGCUCACCGAGGGCCCCGACCUCAAGUCCUCCAAGCCCCUGGGCCGCGCGCAGGGCACCUACAUCGGCGCCGGCAAGGACGAGGUGUCGCUCAUGAUGAACAUGAACUUCGUGUUCCAGGCCGGCAAGUACAACGGCAGCACCGUCGCCAUCAUGGGCCGCAACGCGGUGUUCAACGCCGUCCGGGAGAUGGCCGUCGUGGGCGGCACCGGCGUGUUCCGGAUGGCGCGCGGGUACGCGCAGGCACGGACGCACACCCUCGACCUCAAGACCGGCGACGCCACCGUCGAGUACAACCUCUUCAUCAGGCAUUGA